AGUGAAUGCGUAGUCCCAGCCUCAGCACAGGGGAGCCACCUUGAAGCUCUCAAAUAUCACUGUUGUGAAUACAGAGAGGGAAAACCAACUGUAACGUGCCACCCAAAUGUAAGUUUUACUCAUAUUUUGAUGUUAGGAUGGAUAGCUUGGAAAAAGUUGGAGGGUACGGCCUUUACUAUGAGGCAUCUAUGAAGGAUCAGGAAUGGAUGUAGACAAGGAACUAGGAAUGGAAAGUGUUAAAGCUGGAGCCUCUGGAAAACCAGAAAUGAGGCUGGGCACUCAGGAAGAAACAAGUGAAGGUGAUGCUAAUGAAAGCUCAUUACUAGUCCUGUCCAGCAACGUGCCUCUCCUGGCCCUAGAGUUCUUGGAAAUAGCCCAGGCCAAAGAGAAGGCCUUUCUCCCCAUGGUCAGCCACACGUUCCACAUGCGCACAGAGGAGUCUGAUGCCUCACAGGAGGGCGAUGACCUACCCAAGUCCUCAGCAAACACCAGCCAUCCCAAGCAGGAUGACAGCCCCAAGUCCUCAGAAGAAACCAUCCAGCCCAAGGAGGGUGACAUCCCCAAGGCCCCAGAAGAAACCAUCCAAUCCAAGAAGGAGGACCUCCCCAAGUCCUCAGAAAAAGCCAUCCAGCCCAAAGAGAGUAACAUCCCCAAGUCCUCAGCAAAACCCAUCCAGCCCAAGCUGGGCAAUAUUCCCAAGGCCUCAGUGAAGCCCAGCCAGCCCAAGGAGGGUGACAUCCCCAAGGCCCCAGAAGAAACCAUCCAAUCCAAGAAGGAGGACCUCCCCAAGUCCUCAGAAGAAGCCAUCCAGCCCAAAGAGGGUGACAUCCCCAAGUCCUCAGCAAAACCCAUCCAGCCCAAGCUGGGCAAUAUUGCCAAGACCUCAGUGAAGCCCAGCCAGCCCAAGGAGAGUGAUAUCCCCAAGUCCCCAGAAGAAACCAUCCAGCCCAAGGAGGGUGACAUCCCCAAGUCCUCAGCAAAGCCCAUCCAGCCCAAGCUGGGCAAUAUUCCCAAGGCCUCAGUGAAGCCCAGCCAGCCCAAGGAGGGUGACAUCUCCAAGUCCCCAGAAGAAGCCAUCCAGCCCAAGGAGGGUGACCUCCCCAAGUCCCUAGAGGAAGCCAUCCAGCCCAAGGAGGGUGACAUCCCCAAGUCCCCAGAAGAAGCCAUCCAGCCCAAGGAGGGUGACAUCCCCAAGUCCCUAGAGGAAGCCAUCCAGCCUAAGGAGGGUGACAUCCCCAAGUCCCCAGAAGAAACCAUCCAGCCCAAGAAGGGUGACAUCCCCAAGUCCCCAGAAGAAGCCAUCCAGCCCAAGGAGGGUGACAUUCCCAAGUCUCCAAAACAAGCCAUCCAGCCCAAGGAGGGUGACAUUCCCAAGUCCCUAGAGGAAGCCAUCCCACCCAAGGAGAUUGACAUCCCCAAGUCCCCAGAAGAAACCAUCCAGCCCAAGGAGGAUGACAGCCCCAAGUCCCUAGAAGAAGCCACCCCAUCCAAGGAGGGUGACAUCCUAAAGCCUGAAGAAGAAACAAUGGAGUUCCCGGAGGGGGACAAGGUGAAAGUGAUCCUGAGCAAGGAGGACUUUGAGGCAUCACUGAAGGAGGCCGGGGAGAGGCUGGUGGCUGUGGACUUCUCGGCCACGUGGUGUGGGCCCUGCAGGACCAUCAGACCAUUCUUCCAUGCCCUGUCUGUGAAGCAUGAGGAUGUGGUGUUCCUGGAGGUGGACGCUGACAACUGUGAGGAGGUGGUGAGAGAGUGCGCCAUCAUGUGUGUCCCAACCUUUCAGUUUUAUAAAAAAGAAGAAAAGGUGGAUGAACUUUGCGGCGCCCUUAAGGAAAAACUUGAAGCAGUCAUUGCAGAAUUAAAGUAAACAUGUAUUCUGAAAACAUUGCAGACAGUCAGGUGUUUAUAGCUUUUGAGUUCUCUUUUAUUAUUUACACAAAGUGAUCAGGUAUAACAAAAGUGUAUGUCCAAAUGGCACUGCUUGUACAUGAUAAUAUUAACUCUACCCUUUUCAAAAAACAGUCCAAGCAUUAAAGUACAUUGCGACUGUGUUUCUGUUAGUGGGAGAGUAUAAAAUUAGAAAUUCCCAUGGUGAAGACUGCUAAGUCCCAUGGUUUCCUAUUUUUCAAUCUUGAUAUGUAUUUAUUUUUCACUUGUCUUUGAAAAUUUCACGCAUUUAGUGUUUGCAGCAAGACUGAAAAUUUAGAUAAUUUUUCUAUAGAGGUAGAUGACUGAAAGGUGAAUGGAAACUUCUUUUCUCAUGUCACACAUCUUUGGGGAUUCUGAUAAGAUAUGUUUGGAAAUAAGGAAUUUGAAAGAUUCACAUCUUAGCUAACCUCCUUCUUGUGCCGGAAGUGCUACGGAGGCCUUGGGAAAUUCAGUGGGUUUUCCAAGAUCUGAUUUGUUGGUGACGGAAAUGAGAUCAAGGCCGCUUCCAGAUUUCAAGUCCAGGGCUCUACCUACUAUAAUCUACGCUCACAAAAUCUCAGACAAGAGGUCGGAACUUCAGGUUUCUCGGAGGUUGAAGUCCUCUGGAUCUUUGCUGCCUUUAUGACAUCAGUGCCCUGAUGGCAGAGUUCCUGGUUCGUCUCCCUGGUAAUUGAGUUCAUAAUACCUAGACCUUCCUCUGACUUUUUUACUUAAAUUUGUUCUUAUUUUCAAUAUUGAACAAGCCAGCCUUUAACAUGACUCUACCAGCUUAGACAUAUAGGCCUAGACUUUAAUGAAUUAACCUAAUCACAGUGCUACCAGAGUCUUGUUUGGACAACUUAGUGAGCCCCAGAUGUCUAUGAGCCCAAAGUCCCAGGUCUGAACCAUAGACAGAGGCUUAGUCCAGAGUGGGUUUUUAAAAAUGAAUAAAACCAGCUUCAUUAGGUAUAAUUGAUAUACAAAGAACAGCACAUAUUUAAUGGAGGGAGUUGGAUGAGUUUGGAUGUGUUGCAUAUGCCCUUGAUUGCCAUCUCCACCAUCAAAGUAAUUAACACCUUCAUUGCCUCCAGAA
Messenger RNA from Homo sapiens (human), 2998 nucleotides. RefSeq names its product thioredoxin domain containing 2 (gene TXNDC2). Gene Ontology annotation, biological process: cellular oxidant detoxification. NCBI's taxonomy places the organism in Eukaryota, Metazoa, Chordata, Mammalia, Primates, Hominidae. Gene Ontology annotation, cellular component: cytoplasm. The transcript is spliced from 2 exons. The record is from RefSeq and is marked validated. Bases 203 to 1864 code for a protein of 553 amino acids.